Leptidea sinapis is the source of this 4985-nucleotide messenger RNA. It is a transcript of the gene jbug, whose product is annotated as filamin-C. The record is from RefSeq and is a predicted model, not a curated record. NCBI's taxonomy places the organism in Eukaryota, Metazoa, Arthropoda, Insecta, Lepidoptera, Pieridae. The transcript has 30 exons. Gene Ontology annotation, biological process: actin cytoskeleton organization. Gene Ontology annotation, molecular function: actin filament binding. Bases 296 to 4831 code for a protein of 1511 amino acids.
CAUUUUGUUGUAUAUUAUCUCAUUGGACACUUAGAUUGCAGUUACGACGCAGCGGUAACUUUAACGUAUGUGAUUCAAAUCGUAACAUCAAAACAUAGUAUACGGUUAAACACAGAUACAGUUGCAUAUGAUUUGUGAAUGACGGUGAGUGGGGAGCCAGUCAUUUGCAUAACAGAUGCAAAACAAACAGUGUGUGAACCGUAAGAUAACUAUGAAACGUCAUUCUACAAAUCAUUUCGCAACUAUGGUAUGUAAGGAUCGGAAUUUCUUGCGCUUGUAAGAUUAUAGACCGGAAAUGGAGGGUGUAAAGGUUACGCAUCAGGGCUUGAAGGCCCACACACCGGAAGGGUCUGCAGGACGGAUAACUCAAGCUGGUCUUGCUGCCAGAAGUCCAGAGGGAACAGCAGCUAAGGCGAUGGCCAUCAAGGGCCACGAAGAUCUAUGGGUGGAAAUCCAGGCGACAACUUUUAGAAAUUGGGUCAAUGAAACGUUGAAACCAGUGGAUAUAAAGGUGGUUGAUCUCGUAGAAGAUCUCCGCGAUGGAACUGUACUCUGUGCUUUGGUGGAAGCACUGCAGGGUCGCCGGCUUAAGGGUUGGAGCCGUAGCCCGAGCAACCAGCACCAUAGACUGGACAACGUUACCACCGCUUUACAAGCCAUUGAAGACGACGGUGUAAAAUUAGUUAAUAUAGGAAAUGUGGAUAUAGUGAAUGGAAAUCUAAAACUAAUAUUAGGAUUAAUUUGGUCGCUCAUCGUUCGGUAUCAGAUUGGCAGAAGCAAGUUCCCGCCUAGGAAGCUGAUGUUAUCUUGGCUUCAGUCAGCUCUUCCCGAGUGCCGAGUAAAUAAUCUGACAACGGAUUGGAAUAGUGGAGUACUUCUCUCGGCCCUGUUGGACUACUGCAAGCCUGGCGUUUUUCCACACUGGAGAGAACUUAAUCGCCAUGAGGCUGUUGAGAACUGCAGACGAGCGAUGAAGCUGGCUCACCGUGAGUUCGACGUUCCGAUGGUGCUGGAACCAGAAUACCUGGCCUCUCCGUGGCUCGACGAAUUGUCAGGCAUGACCUAUUUGUCCUACUUCAUGAAGCCAGGCUAUGCUGGGGUGAAGUCUACACUGGACUGGGUCAAUUCCAAACUUGAAAGGCCCAUUACAAACUUCACGACUGACUGGAAUGAUGGGCGAGUAGCCAAUGAGCUGGUGAGGGCAAUGGGGGGACCAGCCCCGGCUCCAAGUCGCCUGAAGCGAGACCCUUCAAGAUGGGAGGAAAAUAACCAAAUGGCCUUGGAUGCUGCUAAGAAAAUUGGUGUACAACCAGUACUUUCAGCUAAGGAUAUGAGCCAAAAUGAGUCAGAACACUUAGGUGUAAUGGCGUGGGUUACACAGUUCCGAAAUGUAGCGCCUCGACCACCUGUUCACGAUAUGUUGCGGGUCGCUCUCGACUCCACUUCGGGAAGAGUUGGAGAGCCAACAUACAUCAAGGUGGAGAGUAUUUCAAGAGACCUGGCGAUGUCAGACGUGAAGGUGUACAUAGUGAACCCUCUGGAGCAGGAGUCGCGGCUAAAGCUGGACUCGCGAGGAGCUGGGGAGUUUGUUCCAGAGCAUGCUGGCAUGCACGAAAUUGUUCUCGUUGCUGAUGAUAUUAGAGUCGAUGGAAGAUACUUCUUCCGCGUGAUACCCAGAUUAGUAUCAGUACCUCCUCCGGGCAUGGCGCCUUGUGCAGCCGGCAGCAUUGUCGAAGUAUUGGUUAGCGCUACAGGGGCACCACGUCGAGAGGAUAUCGAUGUGACUGCCCAUUCACCAAGUGGACGAGCCGUUCCGUUGGAAGCUAGACAUCCACCACCAUCAGCACCAGGAACUACUGCCUCCAGUGCCACUUUUCAGCCUGAUGAAGCUGGCACUUGGACCAUUGCUAUCACGUACAAGGGAGAACAUAUACAGGGUGGUCCAUUUACAUGUGAAGUAUUUGACCCCGCUGGUGUACGACUCAGUCCUGGUGCGCUCGAAGGUGCAGAACCGCUGAAACCACACUCGUUUGAACUGGAUACAAGCGGAUGCGGCGUCAAAGGUGACCUGCAGUUGGAUAUCGUUCACGACAAACGAAGCGUUAUGUGCGCGCUCGAGAAAUUGUCAUCGACGAAAUAUCGAGCAACAUUCAUGCCAAAGGCACCGGGGAAACAUCGGUUAUACGUCUACUUCAACGGUUACGACGUACACGGAUCGCCGCACGUAUUUAGAGUGGGGUCACGGUCGAAGAAGCCCAGAGAGAACGCGAGUCCGUCACUUUAUGCGAGAAUGUCAAGCCCAGCUACUCGCUUAGGUUCAGAAAGUCCCAAAAAUCAGUACAAUAUAUACGAAUCCAACGCAACCAAAUACAACACCAGCUCUAUAGAUCGCAAGGAAGAACGACGGAAUUCAACUGAUUAUUACAAAACCUACGGACCUGAUAUCAAAGAAAAGUCCUUUGACGUCACCGAUUCUUACACAUCAAGGAUUAACAAAAAGGAAACAUUCAGAUACGAUUCGGAGAGUCCCAGAAAUGCAACUGCUAGUCCCAUAACAUCUAAGCAUUUGGGUAAUGGGUCUCGAUUGGAUAUUAGAUCUAAUAGUCCAUAUAGAACAACUAGCCCAUAUAGAGCUACUAGUCCAGUCGGUAGAACGAGCCCACUAAUGAGAAAGGAUGUCCCUCUGAAUAGGACUGCCAGUCCAAUUAACCGGGUCAGUAGUCCUACAGAUCGGUACAGUCCUGUGACAACUACCAAGAGAGUAGUGGAAAAGAAGUCCAACUACAAAAUGUAUAGCUCAUACAGCGGCUCUCAAGAUGACCUGGACCAGAACAGUCCUCUGUCGUCUUUAGACAGCGAACGGGUUAAGAGAUAUGGGAGUACAGGUAUAGGAGACAGCGGGGAUCCGGGAGGGAAGACAAUACCGCCGCGGAAAGACCCAUGGGACUCCGUUGAGAGGACGAGACAAAUGAUGGCCAACAAUAGUUUGGAUAAAAGCUCGGACCGUUUCGGUCAAAGUACACUGGACCGAGAGACACAACGCAACACCCAACUCAACAAGUUCAUCGACUACUCGCGCGAUUCGUUCAGUCGAGUCGACCGAUCUGACGACACGGACUCGGACACUUACACAAGUCGCCAAGAGUUCAAAAGAGAAGUCAGAGAGAGUUCGUACGUAGUCCGGGACUCAUCUUACAGCAGUGUGGAGGAGAAGCGUCAACAACAGCAGUCUUUUUUAUCCAAUAGGCCCCCCCGCGACCCAACCGGGGGGGCCCUAUCUGAAACAGAUGCAGCUCAUGCACGUUUCGGAAUAAUUGAAAGGGAUAGCUAUAGAGGAGGUAAAGAAGUACUAAUAAAGCCAACGUACAAAGGAGCAGUUGGCAAACCUGUUGAGUUUAUAGUGGACGCUAGUACGGCAGGUCCUGGUCAAUUAGAGCUUGAAGUAUCUGGUGGCAACGGGACUCUCGUAGCCAGCUCCGUACGGUCUCUGGGAGGCAACCGAUACAUGGCAGCCUUCACGCCGCGAGUGGCUCGUCCUCACUCCGUAAGGGUCACCUUCAACAAUGAACAUGUACCAGGCUCUCCGUGGCAGGUUGAGGUGAUGGCGGGGCCGGCGGGUGGCGCGGGGGGGGAGUCCACCAGACUGAUCCCCGCUCGAGUCCCGGCCGUCUUUGAGAUUUCCACAUCGCAUGGCGCGCCCACAUUCGACAAGAAUGAGGUUGCCGUGACGGUGACUGCACCGUCUCGUCGCUUGGUACCAGCGAGGGUAUUGGAUGUCACUGAAAGACCAGGGGUAUAUCGUAUCGAGUUCACACCUGAAGAAGUUGGCACCCAUCUUAUUGAUGUUUCAAUUGGUGAAGAAAAACUAGCCGCCGGGCCUCUUAUCGCAAAAGUGUACAACACGAGUCUUAUUAAAGUCACUGACGUUGGUAACGCUAUUGUCGACCAGCAAUGCCAAUUUAGAGUGGAUGCAAGUGCAGCCGGUGAAGGUCAACUAGAGAUCUCGAUCAAUGAAGGAGAAGUCCCAAACCACGUACAGGUAGUCGGCGGUGGUAGAUGCCUUGUAUUUUGGAGACCAGAAACACCGACUCCGCAUAGAGUUGACAUCAAGUUUAAUGGGGAGCCGGUGCCAUCAUCCCCUUUCAUCUUUCAUGUUGCACCAGCCCAGAGAGUCACCAUUGAUACUUCACAAAUAGAACUGAUUCCUGUUGGCGAAUUGGUAUCAUGCUCCGUACGAGUGGAGGGAUCUGGUGGUGGAGAACUAAAUGUGACAGUACGAGGUCCCAGAGAAGAAAUACCAGUACGUUUGACUGGGGAUGUUGUGUCUGGACUGGUGGCUAGCUUUACUGCUAAAAAUGUAGGACCACACACACUUACUGCACAUUAUAACAAUCAACCUGUGCCGGGUACUCCAUUUAUAUGUAAAGCUUACGACAGUAAAUUGGUCAGUGUAUCUGGAGGAACAUUGGCUAGAGUGGGAGUGCCUGUACAGUUAGCAGUAGAUGCAGCUCAGGCCGGAGAAGGAAACCUUGAGAUAACGGUAGCGGCUCGAGGACUUAAUAUUCCUACUCAAGUCCAUCCACAGGGAAAUGCAAGAUUCACUGUGUCCUUCACACCAACCGAAGCUUGUGAACAUGUUGUCAAUGUUUCUUUUAAUAAAAUGAGAGUUCCCGGCUGUCCACUCAUCAUAGAUGUCUCCGAGGGUGGAGUAAGCGGCGCCCGCGUUACUUUGCCAGGACCUGUACCUCUUCAUCAGCCAACUUUCUUAACCUUACAUCAUUCCACUGCUACACUUGAUCAAAUCGAGGUUAAUGUUGAAGGGUGGAAAUAAUGAGAUUUUUGGGGUUAUAUCAAAAAUGUCAAUUUGAAAGAACGAAAGAUUAGAUAAAGGAGUUGCUAAAGAUACGAUUAUCAAAGUUUAAGCAUGCGGCUUUGCAAUACUAACACAUUUCACAAUUGACAUAAUUUUGUUGUAAUUUUACUAU